Molecule: messenger RNA, 513 nt
Organism: Gryllus bimaculatus (two-spotted cricket)
Lineage: Eukaryota; Metazoa; Arthropoda; Insecta; Orthoptera; Gryllidae
Source: the annotation of a GenBank genome assembly
AUGAAGAGUUAUGGGAGGCGAUGUUUUGGUCGAGAAGAGCCCCAUUGCCUCUCAGCGUGGGAUUCUCCGCUGCAGCGUAGCAUUGAGUUCGUGCUUUUGGAUCGCUUAUCGGCUGUGUGCUUGUCACGCACGAAAUAUAAUCUCGGAUGCAAUUUCAGUUUAAAUAUACUACAGCAGAUUCUAUUUCUGGCCAUUUCUUUAAGAAGAAUUUGUGAACCUGAAAAUGAAAGAGUUUCUCUUGCUUUGGGGACUGCUCAAGUGGUCACUAUUCCAAUUCAGUCAGCUCCUGGUACUAUGAAAGUAUCAACUUUAAAGACUGCAGAACCAACUCUCCUGCCAAAAAUCCGUCACAUGACUUCAGAUUCUGUAGUUCUAAAUUCUUCACAACGCUUGACACCACCUCAACAAAACCAAGUUAUUCAAAACAACCCACCUAAAAAUUACAUUUCUCCCAUUCUGGAUCAUAGUGGUUCCCGCAAAAGGCAGGAAGUGGAGAACGACUUCAUGCCUGAG